Molecule: messenger RNA, 3080 nt
Organism: Mesocricetus auratus (golden hamster)
Lineage: Eukaryota; Metazoa; Chordata; Mammalia; Rodentia; Cricetidae
Gene: Shroom1
Product: shroom family member 1
Exons: 8
Coding region: 166-2745 (859 amino acids)
Biological process (GO): actin filament bundle assembly; cell morphogenesis
Cellular component (GO): adherens junction; apical junction complex; apical plasma membrane
Molecular function (GO): actin filament binding
Source: RefSeq, a predicted model, not a curated record
UGGUCGGAGGUGGUGCCUCCCUUGCGGCGACCGGAGCCUGGAGGUGGCGUCGGGAGCUGGAGCCCGGGGCUCGGAUGUCACCGCGCGGCCGGUCUGGAGCGCGUCUCGGGCUGGAGCCACAGCUUUCCACCAGGCCUGCCAGCCCCAGUCUCCAACUGCACAGCCAUGGAGGCCCUGGGUACUGGGAGUGAGCGCACCUCCCCAGCCUCGGCCACUGGAAGCCUGGACAUGCGACGGCUGUCCACCACGCGCUCCGACUCCGCCUACAGUUCUUUCUCCACAGCGUCUGGUGGUCCGGAGAUGGACACACCGUCCCCUGGCACCGAGAUCCUCCCUUACCUAGACUGGGACUAUGUGCGCGUGGCUUUGGGAAGCCGAUCCCCUACCCCGAAGGACACUACCCUUCCAACUACCCAGCAGCCAGAGCCGGUAGUCGCUGGGCACAGUGACCCGCGGCCCCCAGAGGCCCAAGGAAGCCCGAGGUCACUGAGCAGACAAGACACCCCUCUACUGUAUGCGCUGGCCGCCGAGGCUGAGGCUGCGGCUCUCACCGCUGAGCCACCCAGUCCCCCAGCUUCACGGGACGCCUACCGCCAGCGGCUGCAGGGUGCGCAGCGGCGAGUUCUACGGGAGACGUCCUUCCAGCGAAAGGAAUUCCGCAUGAGUCUGCCCGGCCGUCUGAGACCCCGGCUCCCCACGCGACCGCCCAUGCUGCAUGCGCGCUCUGCCUCCAGCUGCCAUGAGGGAGGAGAAGCGGAGGCGGCGGGCACCGCGGUCCCAGCGCUGGGUGCUGCUGCCCGGGGGCGUCUGGCCAGCCAGCAGCGCAUGUGUUGUUUCUCCGAGCCAGGCAAGCUGCAUCGCGUGGGCUGGAGCGGCGGGCACACGGGCGAGGGCUUGAGAGAGGCUUGUUCCACCCAGGAGUUGCAGCGUGGGGCGCACGCGAAGUCCAAAGGGCUGCAGGAGACUCAGUCCCUAAGCUCAGUGGAGCUGGACUCCCCGUCUGUGAAUCUUGGCAAUGGCUGUAGACCUGCGGGUCGGAGUCAGAGCGUUUCAAUCAUGGGUCCCCGCACGGGUUCAGAAAGGAUGGUGGCCACCCCUAUUCAGGCUGUGCCUCAAAGGACGGAAACCCCCAGACCAUUACUUCAGAUGAAGCUUCCCAGGGUUCCUGCCUCUAGGUUUGUGACUCAGAAGGAGGCUGCCAUGGCAUGUCCUGCAGAGGUCUUCCAGGGCAGCCCAGCUGGCUGUGGUCAGGGGGUCCCUGAGACCGUCAGAGCGUCUACUCCACACCCCUCCCUCCCCGAUGAUGAUGUGUUCCUGGAAGAAGCAGAGACACCACCACCUCAGGAUUCCCACGGCCCCCAGGGGCUCCCAACCAGCUCUUCUAGGGAUAUCCAUGCCUGUGACCAACGGAAUGAAAAUGACUUAAGCAAAAAAGCUGGCCAGAUUACUGUCUCAGCAGAGAGCCCCUUCCGCAAGAGCCCAGGGACCACAGGAGUUGAUGACAACUGGGAAGAAAGGGUGAACGGUUCUGUGGGUUUCUCAAGACCCACAAGCUGUAGCCCUCCUGAGACUACAAAUGAUGACAUUCCAACUGUUCACACUGCUGGACCACUGACCAUGGAUCCCUCUACAGUUACAGAAGAUAACCCCCUCAAGCCUCCCUCAGUCGAUGGGCUGCGACCUUUAGGCUCUGAGAGUCCAGGGCCCCCUCAUCACACUUCCCUGACCUGGGGCCAGCCUGCUCCUAAGCCAACCUGGCCUAGUCGGCAUUUUGAGGAGCUGGUUCGGCAGCUGGCCAGACUGGAUCCUUCUUUGAGCGACACUUUUGCUGCCCAACCUGGUCCAGAACUACCUCUUGGUCUGCUAGAUGGGCUUUUUCCUGCCACAGAGGUCUGGGUUGCCAUGAGGCCAGCCUGUGAGACCGCUGGAGAGGAGGCUGCUGGAGAAGAGGCCUCUGGAGAGGAGGCAGCAGGAGCUUCGGAUGCAGGGUCCUGCAGAAGUCACUUUACCCAGGAACUACCGACUUCGGAGGCAACAAGAUCGGAAAACACUACCCCGCACGCUGUGCCUCACCAGUCAAAAGGCCAGGGACUCCCAAAACCAAACAACACUCAGGCCAAGAAAGUGGAGCUAGCCCGCCUCCUGCAAAAGAUGCUCCAGGAUCUUCACGCUGAGCAGGAGCGACUGCGGGCGAAGUCUGCAGACUGGACCCGAUGUCUUGGAGCUCUAGAGGCUGCAGUGAGCCAAGCCUGUACACCCCGGGAGCUGGAGCGGUUCCGUCGGUUCAUGACUGAUUUAGAGCGCGUGCUUGGUCUUCUGCUGCUGCUGGGUAGCCGCCUGGUCCGUGUGAACCUCGCCUUGGCCAAGGCAGGAUCGGAUAGCGACCCCGAUGAGAGGGUAAAAGAGGUUGAGGCCUCGCUGCUACAGCGACUCCGGCUUCUGCAGCGACAGCAGGAGGAUGCCAAGGAGCUGAAGGAGCACGUGGCUCGGCGGGAGCAAGCCCUGCAUCAGGUGUUGGAGCGGGAGCUGCCCACAGAGCAUCUGCGCUCCUAUUGUGUGCUGCUGGCCGCCAAGGCCAGGAUCCUGUCCCAACAGCGCAGCCUGGACGACCGAAUCCGGUUCCUUAAGGACCAGCUGGAUACCAUCUGGAGCGACCUCAGCCAUCAUUCCCUUUCUCCCAGACUGUCCUGGGCCCCAGGAAUCCGUCCUCUGGACAAACCACUUUUCCCUGCUACCGCUAUCUAGUUACAGGUAGAGAAGGUGAGAAGUAUUGUCCCAGCCUCACCCUCAACUGGGGUCAUGCUUUUUUAUAUAUAUAGAGUUUUCCCUUGAGGGAAAAGGAGGCCUCAGACCAGGUCUCCCCAGGACACAUCUUUCUACAGUGUUCUGUGACCUUACUCAAGCUUUCAAUUACUUGGGAAUUAAUUUAUGGGUCUUAAAAACUGCAAUAUUCAACCAGGUGGUGGUGCAUGCCUUUAAUCUCAAUACUGGGAGGCAGAGGCAGGCAGAUCUCUGUGAGUUUGAGACCAGCCUGGUCUACAGAGUGAGUUCCAGGACAACCAGGACUGUUACAUAAAGAA